AGAUGCGAUUUUGAAGAAAUACUGAAAUGCCAUGUAUCCACUAUUGCCACAGCCUUCCUCAUGCUUCUGCAAGUUUCCACCGACGGCUAGAGCACGCGUCAAGUUCCACCUCCACCAAGGGCUUCCCUUCAAUGCGCCAUCAUCGCACCAGUCUCGGACUGCACCCUCUCGCACCACUCCAAGACGACCAUGCAAAGCACGAACGACAGGACCUCUUUUGGUCUCGAGUACGCACCACUCUUCGGGAACCCUUUUCCGAAUUCUGGGGCACAGUCAUCAUGAUAUCGUUUGGCAAUGGCUCGAUUGCACAGGUCCUCUUGUCGACAGGUCAAACCUCAGGAGCACCCGGUGGAAGUGGAUUUGGCAACUAUCAAAGUGUAAAUUGGGGCUGGGGCCUCGGGGUCAUGCUUGGGAUUUAUGUGGCUGGCGAUAGCGGUGCCUACUUGAACCCGGCCAUCACUUUUUCGAACUGCCUUUACCGGCAGCUACCGUGGCGGCGGUUCCCUGCUUACUUUACAGCCCAGCUGCUCGGCAGUAUGGUCGGCUCAUGCAUCGUAUACGCCAAUUAUAUCAGCGCCAUCGACUACUACGAGGGUGGACAUGGAAUGCGUACAGUGCCACCGGCGCCCAAGGCUACAGCUGGGAUUUUCGCUACGUACCCGCAACCAUUCGUGACGAAAGCGAGUCAAUUCUUCUCCGAGUUCAUUGCGAGCGCGAUUCUCAUGUUUGUUAUCUUUGCACUCAAGGACCGCGCCAACAUGGGAAUGGCAAAGAGCGAUCAAUGGUUCCCAUUCAUGCUCCUGUUCCUCGUCUUCGGCAUGGGAUCAUGUUUUGGCUGGGAAACCGGAUAUGCACUCAACCUUGCUCGCGACCUUGGACCUCGCCUCAUGUCGUAUGCUCUGGGGUAUGGGUCCGAGGUGUGGUCGGCGGGCGGAUACUAUUUCUGGAUUCCCAUGGUCGCACCGUGGCUCGGAUGCAUAUUUGGCGGGUUCCUUUACGAUGCCUUCAUUUAUACGGGCCAAAGCCCGGUCAAUGCACCGUUUCUGGGACUGUCCCAUUUCUUCCAUCCGAGGAGGGAGGUGCGUGCGAAGCUGCAGGCAGAAAAGGAUUUGCAGAUGGUGUAA
Messenger RNA from Paraphaeosphaeria sporulosa, 1124 nucleotides. Its product is annotated as aquaporin. Gene Ontology annotation, molecular function: water channel activity; glycerol channel activity. Lineage: Eukaryota; Fungi; Ascomycota; Dothideomycetes; Pleosporales; Didymosphaeriaceae. Gene Ontology annotation, cellular component: plasma membrane. The record is from RefSeq and is a predicted model, not a curated record. The coding region runs from base 27 to 1124 and encodes 365 amino acids. The transcript is spliced from 5 exons. Gene Ontology annotation, biological process: glycerol transmembrane transport; water transport.